AUCGCAAACCCAAGGCCCUCUCUCGCUCAAGCCCAAAAGAAUACAGGGAGUGGCCUGUGUGUGGACUCCACCUUCUUCCCGCAAUCUCGCUGGGGCUGAUUGCCUGGUUUCAAAUAUCGUCAAAGCUCAGUCUCUCAGUUUCGACUGCAGCAAAACGACAUAAGGGAAUUGUGCGAAGAAAAGAAGAAUGGAUAUGGAAGCACAGAGGUACGUAUGGGACGGAGCAAUUCCUUUGCAGAUUCAUCUCCAUGAAUCCGACGUCGCCACUCUCCCUGCUCCCCCACCAGCCCUGGUAAACUUAUACAUCUUAGCACCUCGAAUUGGGUACCUACCAUUGUUGGCAUCGCAUCUAAAAUCUCACUUCAGUAGUGCACUUCCUCCUCGGCUAGAUACUAUUUGGUUCGAGUACAAAGGCUUGCCCUUGAAAUGGUAUAUACCAACAGGAGUUCUAUUUGAUCUUCUAUGUGCAGAACCAGAAAGGCCUUGGAAUCUGACGGUGCAUUUUACAGGAUAUCCGGGGAACAUAUUGAUUCCUUGUGAAGGUGAAGAUAGCGUAAAGUGGAGCUUUAUUAAUUCAUUGAAAGAGGCUGCAUAUAUAAUUAAUGGGAAUUGCAAGAAUGUGAUGAACAUGUCUCAACCUGAUCAGGUGGAGCUCUGGCGCUCUGUCUUAAAUGGUAAUUUGGAACCCUACCGACGGGUGUCUACUAAACUUAAGCUUGGGACAGUUGGGGAUGAAUAUGCAGCAAAGUUGAAUUUAAGUGGUGAAACUGAUUUUUCUGGACAAGUGAAGGCAGGCCGAGUUCCAGUUCGCUUAUACGUUUGGAGUGUCAGUGAGGACUUUGAAGAUUUAGAAGAUGCACCUCAGAUUGAUAGUUGGGAUAAAGUUUCUUACAUAAACCGGCCUGUUGAGAUACAAGGAGGAGAAGGAGGUAGAUGCUUCACUUUACAUGAUGCAGUGAAGAGCCUUCUGCCGGAGUAUUUUCUUGACAAAUCCUUGACCAAUGAAGAAUCAUUGACUGUAGGUGAUGAGCAUGAACAAAGAGUUUCCUCUGAAGAUGCAAGCAGCGAUAGAAAGGCCGAGGAGGAAGUAGAAAACUCAAGCGAACAUAUCACGUCUUGCUAUCAACAUGAUGAUGCUGAAAUCAAGCUAGUUCGUAUCCAAGGUAUUCAGCCUAAAUUGGAGAUACCAUUUUCUUGGGUGGCAAACAACUUAAUGAACCCUGAGCACUUUCUUCAUAUCUGUGUGUAUUUGAAAGUUCCACAAGCCAAUACCAUGUCAUAGGUAGGUUGCAUAUCAAUUCAAUUUCGCCAUGUUAUUAAAAACAAGAGGGGUGGGCAUCUUCUAUUGGCCACUUUGAAAGGCAUUUACUGUAUAAAUGUACAGAAAGAUUAAUUGUCAAUAUAUAUAUAUCCGUCAUCCACUAGAUUUCCUAGGAUAUUCCUUUUUU
This is a messenger RNA of Prunus avium (sweet cherry), 1448 nucleotides long. Lineage: Eukaryota; Viridiplantae; Streptophyta; Magnoliopsida; Rosales; Rosaceae. The record is from RefSeq and is a predicted model, not a curated record.